CAGAGUACUAUAGCAAUAGUUGGUGAGAAACAGAGAUUGUAGUGUGUAGUGCUAUUUUGUGUGAAGACACUAUUUUAAGUGCAGUAAGUUGGCGAUUUGUUUUACGUAAAGUUCCACUAUGGGAGCGGGAGUGCUCGCAAUUCUCUUUUUUACGAUAUUCUGGGGUUUAAUAGGCAUUGUUGUUCCAAUUUUCAUUCCCCGUCGCGAAAAUCGACCGUUGAUCCAAGUAUGCAUCUCGCUAACGGCAGUGUGUUGCUACGUCUUCUGGCUGUGUACAUACAUGGCGCAGAUGAAUCCCUUGAUCGGACCUAUGCUAACGAAGGAUACGCUCUGGGCAAUCGACGCGUAUUGGGGUGGUCACGAUAGCUCGGCAUUAGUGUCUGCGUCUACCCCGGGUCCCUAGAAACCCUCAUGCAUAAAAUCGUUGCAAAUUUGGAACAGAGCGCAAAGACAAAGACCCUCAAUGAAAUUUUGAACAGUCACAAAAGCUAGGUCCACAUUUUCUACUUGAACAUAAAGAAGUGGACGAAACCAAAUUGUUAUCUUUCAUGUUCCUCAGCUAUCAGGAGAGUUUUACGCAGCCCACAGUCAUCUGUUCAUAGACAUGCGGAAAUGAACGUCGUGUCAAAAAAUCUUAGAAGAAUAUAAAAAAAAAUAAUUGCUAAACUAUACGAACGACCGACAUAGAUAACACAAGGGCGAACAGGGUUGAACAAAAAAGAAU
Molecule: messenger RNA, 724 nt
Organism: Varroa destructor (honeybee mite)
Lineage: Eukaryota; Metazoa; Arthropoda; Arachnida; Mesostigmata; Varroidae
Product: V-type proton ATPase subunit e 2-like
Biological process (GO): proton transmembrane transport
Cellular component (GO): proton-transporting V-type ATPase, V0 domain; plasma membrane proton-transporting V-type ATPase complex
Molecular function (GO): proton-transporting ATPase activity, rotational mechanism
Source: RefSeq, a predicted model, not a curated record